This is a messenger RNA of Blastomyces gilchristii SLH14081, 180 nucleotides long. RefSeq lists its product as uncharacterized. The record is from RefSeq and is a predicted model, not a curated record. NCBI's taxonomy places the organism in Eukaryota, Fungi, Ascomycota, Eurotiomycetes, Onygenales, Ajellomycetaceae. The coding region runs from base 1 to 180 and encodes 59 amino acids. The transcript has a single exon.
AUGAAGGAAAUUAAGGUCUUAUUCAGAUCUCAAAUGCACUUCAUAAUUCAGAAUAUUGAGAAGACAGCUCUGCUCUCUGAGUAUGUCAAUCUACUGAUCACUGAGAUGAAAUCUGAGACAGCAGUUCAGGAAAUGCAGGAUUUUGAGAUGCAGAUUAAUCUGACUGAGAGAGAGCAGUAG